This is a messenger RNA of Triplophysa dalaica, 1906 nucleotides long. It is a transcript of the gene dnajb9a, whose product is annotated as DnaJ heat shock protein family (Hsp40) member B9a. The record is from RefSeq and is a predicted model, not a curated record. Lineage: Eukaryota; Metazoa; Chordata; Actinopteri; Cypriniformes; Nemacheilidae. Gene Ontology annotation, cellular component: endoplasmic reticulum. The transcript is spliced from 3 exons. The coding region runs from base 134 to 781 and encodes 215 amino acids. Gene Ontology annotation, molecular function: misfolded protein binding; protein-folding chaperone binding.
ACGGCUUUCUCGUCCACUUCGGAGUAGAGCAUAUCUUCCAGUGGAUCGGGGACGCCCGCCAUCUUUGAGAGACGCUUGAGAUGUGCGCACUGCGCGUGCGUUGUUUUGCAGCAGAGGCAUUACAGCUAGAAACAUGGCCACAGCACAGUCAACGCUGAUGUUCGCAGUGUGCAUCCUAAUGAUAGCAGAAUUUAUACUGGCCAGAAAAGACUACUACGAUAUUCUCGGCGUCCCAAAAGAUGCUUCUGAACGUCAGAUCAAAAAAGCAUUUCACAAGCUUGCCAUGAAAUAUCAUCCAGACAAAAACAAGAGCCCGGAUGCGGAAACAAAUUUUCGGGAGAUUGCAGAGGCAUAUGAAACCCUAUCCGACGAGAUGAGAAGACGAGAGUAUGACCAGUUAGGAAACAGUCCAUUUGCAAGUGAAGACAUGGGUGGAGAAAGAGGCGGGCAACAUCACUCCUUUGAUUUCAACUUCGAUGACAUGUUCAAAGACUUUGAUAUCUACAGCCAAAAUAGGCACGCUCGUCCGAAACGUCAUUAUGACGAACAAUUCAGAGCCCACCAGCAAGCACACAACCGCCAUAAGAGACAUGUUCAGGGUGCUUUUGGCGCUGGUGUCUUCGAAGGCAUGUUUGACGAUAUGGAGAAGAUGUUUACAUUUGACAGGCACGUCAAAAGGACAGAAAGCAGGUUUCAGGGAACGGCCAAACAGCACUGCAGAACUGUAACCCAGAGGAGGGGAAACAUGGUGACCACUUACACUGACUGCACCUCAUCUUGAAUAUCAGAGCGAAGCACGGCUCAGAGGAUUAUGCUACUUUAUUUUUUUUGUCUAAUAAGACUGAUUUAUUUGUUUGCUGCUGUGAAGAGUGAGAUGCGAUUUUAUCUGUGACUGUGAGUGAUUUAUUUCUGAGUAGGAUGAGUAGUUUGGAGUUUUCAGUUUGAUUGACACUAUGUUAAAUAAUAGAGCCUCUUAAACAAGUAAAAAAUCUACAUAUUAAUCUUCUUUGAGAUUAAUUUCUUCAGGGGAAAUUGUGACCCCCCUUAUAUUAGUGUGCAUAUAUAUUUAAAUUGCACUUCCUUAACAUUUAUAACAAGUGACUUUACUCACAAAAUUCAUUGCUUUUAUAAUUGUUUAAAAAAUCCUGACCCAUAUCAUCACAGAGACCAUAUGUAUCUGCCAUUACUUAAUUUUUUAUCUUGCUUUUUUUCGUUUUGGUGCUAAAUCAUCAAAAUAUGGACUCAUGAGCUUCAUAUUUUCACAAAAAUCUAGUCUCUUAUUUUUAUCUGAAGCUAAAAAAUGUUUGCAGAAAUGUUGUGAAUAAUAGAGUUAAUUAUUCUUAAUUGUUUCUCAAAUUAUCACUCGUUUGUUAGAAAGUGUGCCUUUCCCACUCAUUGAUUCAAUUGGAAUGUAAACAAAUUGGAGCACUUUUUUUACCUUGUGUGUAUUACAGUUUGCAUGGCUGAAAAAAAACUGAGCUUAGUUUUUCAUCUGUUGUCCAGUAGGGUUUGUAAACAGCUUUCUUUUAGGAAAGCAAAACAAGUCUUGACAGGCCAAUGUGUAUAACAUCUAUACAUUUUUGUUACAAAGGAUUUGCGUGAAGAUGUAACUCCUGCGGAACAUGGACGACUUGAAUUUCUUUUUUUAUGUAAAUAUUACGUAUUACUCAGCUUUGAUCUUGUAGACAUCACCUGUGUUGAAUGUUCUUGUCUUAAAUAAUCUUGUGUGCAAUAUUUAAAGGCAGCUGUCCUGUUGGCAUAAAUGUUAACGCUGUCAUAGUUAUGAGUCUCAAUUGACAUCCGGCACUUUCUCUAUUUCAAUCCUAUGGAUGAAAACAAAAUAGCAUUUGUGCCCAGAUGUUUAAUAUAAUGUAUUUGGGUAGACAAUAAAAAGUGUUAAAAACUG